Messenger RNA from Rotaria sp. Silwood1, 1863 nucleotides. NCBI's taxonomy places the organism in Eukaryota, Metazoa, Rotifera, Eurotatoria, Philodinida, Philodinidae. The record is from the annotation of a GenBank genome assembly.
AUGCAUCGUGUUGUAUGCGCUGUUAAUGAAUCUCUCUAUUAUCAAAUGCUUUGUAAAGGUUUACUUAUGUCUUUACUGAAAUAUGAAUCUAUGCCAUAUAAAAUUACUGUUCUUCUUGAUGGUAAACAUUCUGAACCAUUGGACGAUCUUCGUAAACAUAUUGAGAUUAUAUCUCUCAAACCUCUAGAUAUUAUUUGUGGAUCUGUUUCAUCGAGAACAACGUUUGCUCGACUUGAGAUUCCAUAUGUGUUUCCGUAUGAAAGAAGAAUUUUAUAUUUGGAUGUUGAUACUUAUAUUAUGAAUGAUAUUCAUGAACUUUUUACUAUUCCAUUUGAAACAAUUGCGGCAGUUGUCCCAGGUACACAUUUAAUGAUAAAAGACUUGAUAACACGAGAAUUUAAAACAAAGCUCAAUACAAUGUAUUAUGAAUUAGAUGGCAUUCGUUAUUCAGUUGGUUCAGAAGAUCACAAGUAUUUCAAUGCUGGUGUCAUGCUAAUGGAUUCCUAUAAAUGGCGUCAGUUUCGUAUUAAACAACAUGUUGAAGCUCUAAUAAAUGCACAUCCAUUAGCUAUGUAUACAAGUGAUGAAAUGGCACUCAAUCUAAUUUUUCGUGGUCGUCUAACGGAUCUUCGACAAUGUUACAAUACUUUUUCUUUUACAGCAAGAGACCUCACUGAAAUUCCUCGUAUUUGGCAUUUCAACACGUAUAAACCAAUUAUUCAUGCACCACUAACUGGAUUUUCUGCUUGAGAUACCAAACGUAUUCAAGGUGCAAUUUUAAUCGGAUCAUUUGGAAGAGGAGAAGGUUCACCAGCAUCCGAUAUUGACAUUGAAUUGCUCAUACUAGAAGAUCAACUUGAUAUCGAUGAAUUUACCAACCAUCUUAUACAACUAUUUAAGAAAACAGAAGAAUCAUUAGUUAUAAAACAUACAAUUUGGCUUGCAGAUCGACGAAAACUUGCUCUUUAUCAUGGACCACAACUUCUUCUUACUGAACUUUAUCUUUACACUCAACUAUCUCAAUUCGAUAAAUAUUUUCUUGGUUCUCGAAUUACUGAUUUAACUAAAUGUAUUUUGGUUGAUCGACAAGAUUUAAUUCGUCAACAUCUCGAAUAUAUUCUUACAUUACCAUAUGAUAAUCGAGAUGGUCUUAUCCGUGAAUUAAUAGCUUCUAUUCUAUAUCAAUUAGAAUCGACAUCGUCUGCUAGACGACGUUGUGAUGCAUACAAAUUCUAUUUUCUUUCUAAUAUUACUCUACAUGAACUUGUCAGACUUGCUUAUGUAUUAAAUGGUAAAAUGGAAUACAAUUACAAUCCUCCUCAAUCUAUUGUCAAUCCAGAUUUAUCAUCGACCAUGAAUUUAGAUAAGAGUGGAUUGCAUUUGAAAAAUCUUAUCAAUUUUUUCUUAGAACAACUUGAUCGAAUUGAGAAUAUUGAAGCUUUUUGGAAUGAUUUUCCAACAGGUAGAUUAGACAAAGCAGGAUUUGUGAAAUAUUACGAAGAAAUAAAAGAUGACAAAGAUAAAACAAGUGUCUUGUGCGAUCAUGUAUUUGCUAUUUUUGAUAAAAAUCAUGAUGGUACAAUUGAUUUUAAUGAAUUCUUAUUGGCUGUUGCAGUGAGUGCACCACAUGAUAUAGAUAGUCAUCUUGAUUAUGUUUUCGAAAUGUGUGAUGUUUCAGGUGACGGAAGAGUAGAUGUCAAUGAAUUAGCUGCUUUUCUCUCGGCUUCAUUAACUAUCGUAGGUAGAACUGAUCAAAAAGAUCAUCUUGAUCCGAAAAAGUUAGCAGCUAGUAUAUUCAAUACACUUGGUAUUGAUGAAGACAAAAAAUUAACCAAAGAAGAAUUUAUCAAAGGGUACAUUUGA